This is a messenger RNA of Sycon ciliatum, 3424 nucleotides long. RefSeq names its product MAM and LDL-receptor class A domain-containing protein 2-like. Lineage: Eukaryota; Metazoa; Porifera; Calcarea; Leucosolenida; Sycettidae. The transcript is spliced from 18 exons. The record is from RefSeq and is a predicted model, not a curated record. Bases 1 to 2481 code for a protein of 826 amino acids. Gene Ontology annotation, cellular component: membrane.
AUGGCGCUGAUCGCCUUGCAAGGUGACCAACACGUAGCCUUGACUUUUGUGGCAACACGCUCUAGUGGACCGGGAGGAAUCGCAAUAGAUGACGUGUAUAUCCCCGGUGCAUGCUGGGGUCAAAAAAGUUCAAUGCCAGUAUUCAACCAGCCAAGCAACUUCUUAAGUGCCAAUUCGCAUCGCCCUUGCACGACUAGUGAUGUGACGUUUGACGUUGACUGGCAAAACUUCACCCAGAGGACGGAUGUUGGUCUAGAGUGGUCACGUGGCCAAGGGUCCGUUGUAACUGCUGGUCAUGGACCCCAAGGGGAUCACACCUCAGGUGUCGGUUAUUAUCUGUAUGUUGAUGUGAGUGGCGGAGGAUCUGGACCAGCUACUCUGUACUCGCCUUGGUAUUCUCGACUGUACCGACAGGGUGCCUUAACAUUCUGGUAUUAUAUGGCGGGUAAUUCCACUGGAAAAUUAGAGGUCACUGAGGAAAUGGAAGGAAUGUCUUCUUUAAUCGUGUUUUCUAUGAGCGGUUAUCAGGGAAGUAGCUGGCAGAAUGGUACUCUUAGGCUUUCAAUGACACUUGGAAAGAAGUUUCGGCUAAUAUUCAAAGCUUCCCCUGACAUUAGUGGUGACUCUAAAGGAAUCAUCGCCAUUGAUGACAUUGCGUUUGACUUGUUUACGAGUUGCACAGGCUGCACUUCCAUCACAUCUCCCGUAACGUUUGAUAAUGGAUUUCAAGAUUUCACGGAUCAGAGUACCCCAAGCACAGGUUGGUCCAUAAUUUCCCAAGCAUCCCAAAGAGCAUUUACUUCAUCCGAUGUACAGGCACCGAUGACUUCUCAUCAAACCGAUGAAUCUUAUGCACGCGCUGACGGUUCUGGGAUGUCGCCUGCCAGUCUUAGUUCAAGAGUGCUCGGUAGCCCAAAUGGAUAUGGCUGCACAGUCACAUUGUCCUACAGGACACAACCAAGUGACGUAGCGGCCAUCAAUUUCACAAUGCUCGUAGUACCAUCCGACCCCAAUUACCGGUCGCUGACACAAAGGAUAUUACAUAUCGCAAACAAAACAAAUUCCUGGAAAAGAGUGACAUCACAAGAAAUCAAUCUGGAUGUCGAAUACAAACUCAAUAUUCAAUACCGAGGUACUUCACUCAUCGACAUUGAUAAUAUCACAAUGAGCGACACCUGCUGCAAACCUCUGUGUCCUUUGCCGGACAUUUCACGGGGAGAAGCCAUUGGUUCGUCUUUCAGGUCAAACGCAACAUACAACAGAUACAGCGUAGUGUGUGCUGAUAGGUACGCCGUGUCAAAUCGUGCGUUUGACUCUGAAUGCCGAAAUCCUGCAGGCUUUGCAGAACCUCCAACAUGCAAAGCCCUUUGUCCCCUACCAGAUAUACAAAAUGGAAAAGCAAUUGGCUUGUCUCUCACGUCGAAUGAAGCAUUCCACAAGUUUAGUGUAGAAUGUGAUGUCGGAUACAUCUUGGCCAACGAUACCUAUGACUCUCUUUGCCGGACUCCUGCCGGCUUUGCUGAGCCUCCUCCUUGCAAAGCCCUGUGUUCACUACCGGAAGUACGCCACGCCACAGUGAAGGGUCUGCUACCAGGAAAAGAUGGAAAAUUCAACCAGUACAGCAUAACUUGUGUGGGUGGCUACACUCUACUGAAUGCCACGUUUGCUUCUGAAUGUCUGGAUCCAGCAGGAUUUCCGUCACCUCCUAAGUGUGAUGAGGUAGGCAAAGCCGCGAUAGCCGGUACGGUAGUGGGUUCUCUGUUUGCAGUCGCCGUGGUAGUCGGUGUGCUGGUAUUGGUCUAUCUACAACGUGUGGGAAAGAUAAGCCUUAACUCUGCAGAUGUUGAACAGAGAUUCAUUAUGUUAAGGACGUCAGCUACAUCGGUUCUGUCUAAGAUUGAGAGGGCCAUUCCCACGGCUAAACCACAGGCAGAGGAAUCGAACAAGCCUACACAGGAUUGUGAAAAGGGAGAUUGCGGCGCAGAGACAGCUGGGCAUGAACAGCCUGGAACUGCUGACAAGAAUCAGUCUCGUCAGGCCUACGAGCCAACUCUUAGGAAUACCAGUGGCUACAGCACGUCUAAAUGGCAGUCUAAUCGUGAGGGAGAAAGUAGCCUCAACCAGGAGAAUGUCAUUAGCAUGCCAGGUGCCAGCCCUUACAUAGAGGAGAAUGUGUAUGAUGUCGGGGAAGGGAUCGAGCAGAUGAGAGCCCAAAGAGGUAUGCCAGUCAACACUCCUGGCACCGUUGUGGAAAUAGCUGAGGACUUUUACGAUGUUGGCGAAUGCAAUGCAACACUCGACCACCAGCAAGGGCAAACCCAGGCCUCGCCAGAUACCCAGACAGCAGCUGAAGGUUAUGACAAAGAAGCCGACGAUGACAGCUUCGAUGAUGACGGCGAGGAAUGGGACGAAGUUCAAGACAAUGCGUGCGAUGUAGACCAUGCGUGCGAUGGAGAGGAUGUGUACGACACAGCUGCAUGAUAGAAGUUAAAUAAGUUCUGACUCCUUCUCAGUACAAUUGUAUGUGAAUGUGCUUUAUGCGUUUUAAUUUUUUCGGCACAUUUUGUUUAAAAUAUGGAAGUGGAAUGUAGUGUACUGCUGUGCAGCACAUUUUGCCUCUGAAUCGCUACCCAAAAGCACUGCAAAAAGCUUUAGAAGCCGAUACUUUUCUGUAUACUUUCACAGUCUAAUGUAUUCUCUCACAUUUGGUUUCAUCCUGCAUGAUUUUCUGUCACAUAACCACUGAUAUUAUACAUUUUUAAGAAAGGUUUCACUUAGCAUUGUGACGCAUUUACUACAGCCACUUGACCCUGUUCAAAAUUCCUCGCCUCUCUCUCUCUCUCUCUCUCUCUCUCUCUCGCUCUCUCUCUCUCGCUCUCUCUUUCUCUCUCUCUCUCUUUCUCUCUCUCUCUCUCUCUCUCUUUCUCUCUCUCUCUCUCUCUCUCUCUCUCUCUCUCUCUCUCUCUCUCUCUCUUUCUUUCUCUUUCUCUUUCUCUCUCUCUCUCUCUCUCUCUCUCUCUCUCUCUCUCUCUCUCUCUCUCUCUCUCUCUCUCUCUGUCUCUCUCUCUCUCUCUCUCUCUCUCUCUCUCUCUCUCUCUCUCUCUCUCUCUCUUCUCUCUCUCUCUCUCUCUCUCUCUCUCUCUCUCUCCUCUCUCUCUCUCUCUCUCUCUCUCUCUCUCUCUCUUUCUUUCUCUUUCUCUUUCUCUCUCUCUCUCUCUCUCUCUCUCUCUCUCUCUCCCUCUCUCUCUCUCUCUCUCUCCCUCUCUCUCUCUCUCUCUCUCUCUCUCUCUCUCUCUCUAUCUAUCUAUCUCUAUCCGUCUUCCAUUUACAAAUUAGAGUAAUUCAUACACUACUGUCAUAACAUAAGUUUCGAAAUUUCAUAAUCACACUCACUCUAGUUUCAUGAUUGUGUUGCUCUGUGUUU